Messenger RNA from Camellia sinensis, 537 nucleotides. The record is from RefSeq and is a predicted model, not a curated record. NCBI's taxonomy places the organism in Eukaryota, Viridiplantae, Streptophyta, Magnoliopsida, Ericales, Theaceae.
AUUUUCUGACUUGUUGGCUUGGCUGGUUUAUUGUAGGUGUGGAUAUUAGCAUGAAUACACAUUUGAAAACAGUGAAACUGACGCUAAAGGGGAAAAAUCCAGUAAAUUUUGAUCACCUAAGCGUAAGGGGAAACAACAUCCGCUAUUAUAUUCUACCCGACAGUUUAAAUCUCGAGACUUUGCUGGUGGAAGAGACACCCAGGGUCAAGCCCAAAAAGCCAACCGCAGGGAAGCCUUUGGGACGUGGCCGGGGUCGGGGUCGUGGACGUGGCCGGGGACGUGGCCGCUAAUCUUGUUAUGCUGGUUUUAUUUUUUUCCCACACCAUAUAAAAACCUUAUUUUGUAGGGACUGUUUAUUAAUUGAUUUUAAGGUGCAAAAGACUGAUAUUACAACAGACUCUUUUAUUUUUACUGUUUCUGAGGUUAUUUGUUUGGCCCUGACAUAGAAGUUGUCUUCUUUCUUAGGACUGCUACAAGUUUUUCUUUGUAGGCUAUUUUGGAUAAUUGAAUUAUGCGCUUUUUAUAACUUGAUGAUCC